Microdochium trichocladiopsis is the source of this 500-nucleotide messenger RNA. RefSeq lists its product as uncharacterized. The record is from RefSeq and is a predicted model, not a curated record. NCBI's taxonomy places the organism in Eukaryota, Fungi, Ascomycota, Sordariomycetes, Xylariales, Microdochiaceae. Bases 25 to 405 code for a protein of 126 amino acids. The transcript has a single exon.
UCAACCUUGGGGCCAAGCGCGUGCAUGCGCACCUCCGCGUGUGUGUUUGUGAUGCACACAAGUAUUCAUGCUGUCCCUUGUCUGCCUAUGGACACCCAUACCCAUCAGCUGAUCGCCGCUCCGCGCUAUGCCCUCUCACAGGUCUGGUUUGUCCAGUCUCCCAGAAAGCACUCACAACCCCGGCAACACGCGACCACGGCGGACGGAAACGGCCGCGGCUUCCUCUCAGCCGUGCUGCAACGCAACACACGGGACGGGCUAGAACAAGGUCAAGGCAUCCCCGCUUCCCGGCACUCGGACAUCACCAAGCAAGCCGAGGAGAGUGACAAGUCGCACCGAGCGGGCAAGGUCUGCCGGUGGGCGGUUGCUGCGGCCGACCACCAAGCUUCCAAUCUGGCAACAUGAUGUGGAGGGCAGUCCAACCUCCAAAGAAAAGAAUGCCUGGGGCCAGAAUCUUCCGAUGUUUUCCGGCGCGCUCGCCUAUGCGAUCGCGAGACCGA